CUCCUUAAUUAGAGUUGGAGUCGGAGUAGGAUUCUUCAUCCACGUAGUCGCUGUAGUGAUAGCAUAAAACUUUGACAAAUUCCCCCUUUUCUCUCUCUAAUUCUCUGCAUAGGACACAAAAAUGGUGACCCAUUUCACAUUUCCACAUUUUACAUUCUCCCACUCACUCAAAUGCUCCAAUUCCUCCUCCUCCUUCUUCUAGAUCCAUAAUUCCACCAGAUUCCACAUCCUACCAUUUCCAAUCAUGGGUGUUUUGGGCGACUCUUUGUGCUUCUGUAAAGGGGUUGGAAAGGCCGAGAGAACCAAGGCCACCAUUUUUUCCGGCAAAGGCCCUGCCAUGGCUCGUAUCUCUGCCAAUGGAGCCUCCGGCACCGCUUUUUUAAUCCACCGGAGCCUUCUUUUGACCACCCAUGUCAAUCUUCCAUCCGUUUCUGCUGCUGAGAGUUGCGAGAUCCGCCUCCAAAACGGCGUCGCUGCCACUCUUGUUCCUCACAGGUUCUUCGUUACAAGUUCCGUUUUGGAUCUUACAAUAGUGGGAUUAGAUGCAGUGGAAGACUCCAACUCUCAACAGCUUCAGGACUUGAAGAUAUGUUCUAAACCGAAUCUUGAAUUUGGUAACACCGUUUACCUCUUGGGAUAUUCUGAGAAAGACGAAUUAAUCAUUAGUGAGGGAAAGGUGGUUAUAGCCACUGAUAACCUAAUAAAAUUGUCGACUGAUGGGGUAACAUGGAGUCCUGGGUCUGCUGGAUUUGAUGCACAAGGUAACCUUGCAUUCAUGGUAUGUGAUCCUAUGAAACUGGCUACAUCUCCAAAUACCAAAUCAUCAUCAACUUCUUCGUCAACUUCAUCCUCUUGGAAAAAGGAUCUUCCUAUGCAAUUUGGGAUUCCUCUACCAAUUAUUUGUGGUUGGUUAAACCAACAUUGGGAAGGUAGUCUUGAUGAACUUAACAAACCAAAGCUACAACUCAUCAGAUUGAUGUCUUCAGGACAAAAGAGUGAGCAUUCUUCUUCCUUCACAUUGAGGCAAGUUUUUAAGCCAAUGGAAACAAAUGAUGAGGAAACACCAUCACCAUCAAAUGUAGUCUCGAAAACCAGGGAUCUACCUGGACCGAGCUAUUCCACUACCACAAACACCAUCAAGGAAGAGGCUCCGAUGAAUAACCUACAUGUGAACCAUGUGCAAGGAAUUCCUACUCCAGAAAUAUAUGAAUCACCAAAGUUGAUAUCAGUUCCUGUUCGCAAAAGGGAAACCACACCGACACAGCUUCUGGAUAUCAACUUUCCUCCAAGAGUUUCCACGGCUGUGAUUAUGACGCAUCCUACCAGACAAACCCCACCACUCAGCUCCGAUGAAAAUUCCACUAAGGAUGUUUCUGAACAUAACCAAUUGAGACAAGGAAAAACCAUGGACAGAAAAAUUGUGGAUCCUAUCGAAAACGGAGAAGAGGUUGCGUCAACAAAUUCUACAAAUGAGGCAUUAAGUGAAGUUCAGUCUUGUUCAUCUCCCGUUGAAGUUUCAGCAAUGCAAAACGAGUAUAGCAGCGAGGGAGAGACCACAAUGUACUCAGCAGAAACUGCAGAGAGCCGCAACUAUACAAGUCCUAGAGAAGGCCAUUUUCAGCAGGUGGGAAGGAGUCAGAGUUGUGUAAACUACAAUAGAUGGGGAUCAGUCCAAAGUAAUCCCAUGGCUCGUCGAACAAUGCUAGAGAAUCAAAGAAGCUUCAGAAAUGGAAGGAAGAUGUAUUCUCAAGGGGCUGGAUCUUACAGAAGCAAUGACUACUACAGCCCGACAGUCUCCUCGAUCAUGAAGAAGCGAAACAGCUCGGAACAAGUUAACAGACCAAGGCAAAGCACGGCCGCUGCUCAUUCUUCUCCAAGAUGGAUGUUCUGAUAAAUUACUAUUCCACACAAAAGUAAAAGGGGGAACAAAUAUUAAGGUUUAUCAGUGUAUUUGGUUCCCAUUUUAUUUAAACUUAGAUACGGCUUACUCAUUUCUUCACUUGUGCAGAGACCAUUUUGAGGUGAAUAAGAAAAAUUGCCUUCUACAUUCUUCAUUGUAAUUGUAAAAUCAUUUUGACUUAAUUCUUGAUUGGAGGGGGAAAAGGAGUAAAGAAUAGAAGAACCAGAUGAAAGGUGUCUGGAA
Messenger RNA from Cucumis melo (muskmelon), 2143 nucleotides. RefSeq lists its product as uncharacterized. The transcript is spliced from 2 exons. The record is from RefSeq and is a predicted model, not a curated record. Lineage: Eukaryota; Viridiplantae; Streptophyta; Magnoliopsida; Cucurbitales; Cucurbitaceae. Bases 245 to 1891 code for a protein of 548 amino acids.